This is a messenger RNA of Phoenix dactylifera (date palm), 2039 nucleotides long. Lineage: Eukaryota; Viridiplantae; Streptophyta; Magnoliopsida; Arecales; Arecaceae. The record is from RefSeq and is a predicted model, not a curated record.
AAAAAAGAAACAAGAAAAAAAAACGAGAAUAAAACUGAAUUUAGUGGCCGGUUCAAGUCCGGUUCUUCCUGUGUGCAAAGAGGGAGGCGGACGCAGCGGCGGAUCCCAACGGAGGGGAAAACCGAUUGCAGAAAGAGAGGGCGGGAGAGAUCCCAUGUCUCUUUCUCCGCUUCCUCCUGCCUAGGAUAAGCUAACGUACGCUCUGGAUGGGACAAUCGGCCUCCACCCUCUGCCACCGCCGCCCGAAACCCUCCGUCGCCGGCCCGCCGUCCUCUGCGAUGAUCCCUUCGGCCGCUUCCGCCUCCUCUGGGCCCUCGCGGGACCAUACGGAGGACCUCCCUAAUGACUGCCUGGCCCUCAUCUUCCAGUCCCUCGGCUCCGGCGACCGCAAGCGGUGCUCCCUCGUUUGCCGUCGAUGGCUCGUCGUCGAGGGUCAGAGCCGCCACCGCCUCUCCCUAGACUCCCGUGCCGCCCUCCUGGAGGCCGCCCCGUCCCUCUUCUCCCGCUUCGACGGCGUAUCCAAGCUUGCCCUCAAAUGCGACCGCCGCUCCGACAGCAUCGGUGACGAGGCCCUCGACCUGAUCUCCCUCCGCUGCCCCAACCUCACCCGCCUCAAGCUCCGCGCCUGCCGUGCCCUCACGGAGCGGGGCAUGGCCGCGCUCGCCAAGCACUGCCCCAAUCUCCGCAAGCUCUCGUGCGGCUCCUGCACCUUCGGCGCCAAGGGCGUGGAGGCCGUCCUCCGGGGGUGCCCCCUCCUGGAGGAGAUCUCCAUCAAGCGCCUUCGUGGCCUCUCCGACGCCGCCGCCGAACCCGUCGGCCUUGGCUCCGCCUCCUCGUCUCUCCGAUCCGUCUGCCUCAAGGAACUCUAUAACGGACAGUGCUUCGCCCCACUCAUCGCCGGCUCCCCCAACCUCAAGACCCUCAAGCUCUUCCGCUGCUCCGGCGACUGGGACCGCCUGCUCGAGACCAUCGCCGACGGCGUUCCCGGGAUCGUCGAGAUCCACCUCGAGAAGCUCCAGGUCAGCGACCGCGGCCUCGCCGCCCUCUCCUCCUGCGCCGAUCUCGAAGUCCUCCACCUCGUCAAGAUCCCCGAAUGCACUGACGCUGGCCUUGCCACGCUCGCUGACAAGUGCCGGCUGCUCCGAAAGAUCCACAUCGAUGGGUGGAAGACUAACCGGAUCGGGGACGAAGGCCUCAUGGCCGUGGCCAGACGGUGCCCUAAGCUCCAAGAGCUGGUCCUGAUCGGGGUCAAUCCGACGGCUUUAAGCUUGGGGCUCAUCGCAAGCAAUUGCCGCAACCUGGAGCGCCUCGCCCUCUGUGGCAGCGAUACCUUUGGGGAUGCGGAGAUGUCAUGCAUUGCUGCUAAAUGCAUGGCUUUGAAGAAGCUCUGUAUCAAAGGUUGCCCGGUCUCCGACCAGGGGAUGGGGGCCCUCGCUGAGGGGUGCCCGAACCUAGUGAAGGUAAAGGUGAAGAAGUGCCGGGGAGUGACGCCGGGGUUUGCGGACUGGUUAAGGGCGAGCAGGGGAACGCUGGCUGUCAACUUGGAUCCUGGUGGCCUGAUUGAGCAGCCGGACGCGACACUAAGUGAGAGUGGAAUUCUAGAUAAUGGCAGCGAACUGCUCCCUGCAUUGGUCGAGCAGAUGGGCUCCAUGGAGCUUCCGUCUAGCAGUAAUGGUCGGUCAUUACCAUGGAAGACUAGGAUGAGCUUUCUGGCUGGGAGGAACUUCUUUGUCUCCACUUUCAGGCGGUGGUCCCAUGGGAGCAGCAAUCACCAUCACUCAUGAAAGAAGGGAAAGAGAAGAACUCUUUCGUUUGUCGUUUACAUUGUUUUUCUUUGGUAUUUGCAUCUGUAUGUCAAUUAGCUUCUUCAUGGUUUAGGCUGCAGCACUAUCAUUGUUGUUCCCUAUAAGCUGUUUAUUGCUGUCUUCUGGAUUUGAAUUAUUUAUUGCUAGUUUUGCUUCUUAGAGCGGUUGAUCAUUACUUUGUUCUAGCAUCCUUAUCCCACCUUAAGCUUCUAUGAAUUGUUUUUGUUAUGCCAA